This is a messenger RNA of Aspergillus novofumigatus IBT 16806, 1869 nucleotides long. RefSeq names its product putative C6 transcription factor. The record is from RefSeq and is a predicted model, not a curated record. The coding region runs from base 1 to 1869 and encodes 622 amino acids. NCBI's taxonomy places the organism in Eukaryota, Fungi, Ascomycota, Eurotiomycetes, Eurotiales, Aspergillaceae. The transcript is spliced from 6 exons. Gene Ontology annotation, molecular function: DNA-binding transcription factor activity, RNA polymerase II-specific; DNA binding; zinc ion binding. Gene Ontology annotation, biological process: regulation of DNA-templated transcription; DNA-templated transcription.
AUGUCGCAACGUCCGCGGAAAUUUCAGCGUGCUUCUAAAGCGUGUGACUUCUGCCACAGACGUAGCAUAAAAUGCAAUAAGAUCAACGGCCCUCUGGCUCCCUGCCAGAACUGCGCCGAUUUUGAUAUACAAUGUACAUAUGAUCGUCCAGCCAGGAGGCGAGGAGCUCCGAGGAAUGCCAGUUUAGCAGAAAGCAAGUCUGCUCGGCCACUCAGCUUGGAUACUGCAGGAUCAUCGUCGUCGCAUUCAGCUCGUCUAGAUGUUGUCAGACAGCCUGGUGCUGCUGAUUCCCCGUGGGACAUUCUGAAUGGCACCUGGACGACCGCUCCAGCCUCCAAUGACGGGCCGCUGGUGAACUCAUGGAAGGCAUUUGCUAUUGGCUGUCAGAGCACUAUUAACGAUCUCGCCCACGUCUAUUUCGAGAUUGUAUAUCCCAUAUUUCCAUUGUUUCAUCGGUCGUCAGUCCUGAUGCAGCUGGAAAAGAGGGAGUACCUUAAACAUCGGGGAUUAUUCGCGUCGACAAUGGCCAUGUGUGCCUUGGCCUCUGCGCGGGCUCGUGACGGGGCCCUAUAUUCAAAGCGCUGGUGUCCCUCACAACUAGCGAAUCCUCCGUCCGAGGUCUUUUGCGCUGCGGCAAAAGAAUCUAUUCCGCGAGACCUGGCCGCAGCAAAGGGUACAGAGUACCUGCGGACAUGUGCCAUUCUUAGCAUUGCCGGCAUCCAGAAUGGACAAAUCCAGGACAUGCAACAGUACGCGGGGAUCUACCAUACACUGAGUGCAAUGGAAGGGCUGCAUGACGAGAAGCUAUGGCCCAAAGACUUGAGCCCGGUGGAGGUUGAGGUGCGGAGAAGGAUGUUCUGGUCCAUAUAUACGUUAGAUGUCUAUUCGUCCAUCGUAUGGGGCGGAGUCAUCCGCUACCGAGAAGCCCAGUCUAAUGUACAGUAUCCGAGUGAGGAGGAUGACGAUUUUAUCCCAGACAUGUUGUCCGUGCCAGGGGAUCCCACUGAUGCUUACGGCGGAAAAGGACAGCCGAGUCAGUGGAUGCGUGGCUGGAACUUCACCACCGACCUUUACCGAAUACUGGAGCAUGCCGUCGAUUGCCAACGGUGGCGGUCGCCUUCGAACACUGAUGGGAAGACCGGAGUCUGGUCGUUAUUCCGUCCAGCUCCGAUGGCCGCAGCCUCAGUCAUGGACCACGUCCUUUCCAUGUACUCUGCACUGCCUGCGCAGUUUCGGGAGACUCCGCCAGUCACUGGUGACCCCGCUCAGGACAUCGUCGGCUUCCAGUCCGCUAACAUUCAAGCAACUCUGCAACUGCUGCGCAUGGUCCUAUUCGCAAACGAAGACCCAGGGGCGGACGGGAAAUGUGACGUCGCAGGGCAAGUCCUAAGCGUCUUUUCCAAAGUGCCUGUCGAAUAUCUGAAAGCUAUCAGUUCUCCUUUGCUGCAUCAUCUGGGCGGAAUUGGCUAUAUUCUUGGAUCGGUAAUGGAAGGAAGUCUCUCUGAGAGGUCCUAUCGACGAGUUCGCACGCUCCUAUUGGAAAUGGCCCAGCUUUUGCAUCGGUUGGAGUCAGGGCUACGACGGUCCACUGGUGCCAGUGAACGACUCAAAGCGCAGGUAGGUCGCAUAGACGAGUACAUGCGCAUGCAAGCAUCGUCGACUAUGUCUACACGAAGGUCAUCCAUUAACCCCGACCAUAUGCCGUCCGAAGAUCAUCAAGACAGCAUCGCGUCCAUACAUGCACCUCUAACCGGGUUUGAGGACCCGCUCACUCAGUUCCAGCUGCCGCCAGAAUUACUGGAUGACUGGCCGUGGUCAUUCGAUACAAGUCCGCCCGAGGGAGUGUUUCCAAUGCCGUUCAUUAAGUGA